Phaeoacremonium minimum UCRPA7 is the source of this 678-nucleotide messenger RNA. RefSeq names its product putative glycoside hydrolase family 61 protein. The record is from RefSeq and is a predicted model, not a curated record. NCBI's taxonomy places the organism in Eukaryota, Fungi, Ascomycota, Sordariomycetes, Togniniales, Togniniaceae. Bases 1 to 678 code for a protein of 225 amino acids. The transcript has 3 exons.
AUGAGGGCCACAUUCAGCACUGCGGUGGUGCUAUCACUCGCUGUCACUGAUGUCGCUGCCCAUUAUAUCUUCAAUCAAUUUGCCACUAGCAGUUCCACAUUCAAAGUAUAUGAGCACAUCCGCCAGAACUCAAACUACAAUUCUCCUGUAACAAGCUUGACCUCUAACGACCUACGAUGCAAUGCUGGAGGAGAAACUGGCUCUAACACUACUACUGUUGACAUUAAAGCUGGUGAUGCCUUCACUUUCAGCCUGGAUCAGGCUGUAUACCAUCAGGGUCCAGUCUCUCUUUUCAUGUCGAAGGCACCUGGUAAAGCAGUUGAUUACGAUGGGAGCGGCAAUUGGUUUAAGGUUCACGACUGGCUUCCCAGCUUUGGGUCUGGCAGCGUAACGUGGCCGAUGUACAAGCAAUACACGUACAACAUCCCCAAAUGCCUACAAAGCGGCGAAUACCUGCUCAGGAUUCAGAGUCUCGGAAUUCACAAUCCCGGAGGCACUCCGCAAUUCUACAUCAGCUGCGCUCAGAUUAAUCUGAGUGGUGGUGGAAGCACCUUGCCGAGCACUGGAGGAAAGAUUCCAGGCCUUUUCAAGGCGACAGAUCCCGGCUAUACUGUCAACAUCUACCAGCCUGAUUUCAAGAGCUAUACCGCACCUGGUGGAGAUGCAUUCUCGUGCUAA